GACGCACCACCACUCCCGCCACCCACCGAAGUCGUGAGCAUGCGUAUCUACCCGGUCAAAUCUUGCCGUGGCAUUGUCGUCGAUAACACGCGACUGCGAAAGACCGGCUUGACGCUCGACCGGAACUGGAUGUUCAUCGACAAGUCCGACCGCAAAUUCAUGACCAUCCGCACCGACUCAAGCAUGACCCUUGUCGACACCGCGAUCAUUGACGGUAAAGGCGACGACGGCAAACCUCAACAACAGCUCGAAAUCAGCAUCCACGGCACAGAUGCUCGCGUCACAAUACCUGCCUUCCCAACGAAAGACUACCUCGAGAAGAACACCACCCUCUCCACCGUGGAAAUCUGGGAAGCGGAAACAGACGCCUACGAGUACCCGGCCUCCAUCAACAAGAUGUUCUGCGACUUCUUCAACAAAGACGUCGCCCUCGUCUACAAAGGCCCCACGGCGCGCAACUCCGGCACCAACGGCCGCGAAGAACUCUACGGCGCCGCAGUCCCCCACCACUUCGCCGACGUCAUGAGCCUGCAGAUCGCGUCGGAAGCGAGUUUCAAGGACCUGAACCGCCGGUUACGAGAGAAAGACCCGAGUCUCGGUGGCUGGACCAUCGAACGGUUCCGCCCUAAUAUCAUUGUUCGUGGCCGCGACGACCACCCGUGGGAAGAGGAUACGUGGAAACGCAUCCGGAUCAUGACGACGCUGCCCGAUGAAUCGGCGAUAUACAAGAUCGAUUUAGAUGUCGUGGCGCGGUGUGCGCGGUGCCAGGUGCCGAAUGUGAAUCCCGACACGGCGCAGAAGCAUCCGAAGCAGCCGUGGGACGAGCUGAUGAAGUAUCGCCGCGUGGAUGAAGGCGGGGUGGCGAAGUAUAAGCCGUGUUUUGGUAUGUUGUGUAUUCCGAAGAACGAGGGGAAGAUUAAGGUGGGCGCGUCGUUGGAGGUGUUGGAGACGACGGAUAAGCAUUUGUAU
Molecule: messenger RNA, 969 nt
Organism: Baudoinia panamericana UAMH 10762
Lineage: Eukaryota; Fungi; Ascomycota; Dothideomycetes; Mycosphaerellales; Teratosphaeriaceae
Exons: 1
Molecular function (GO): catalytic activity; molybdenum ion binding; pyridoxal phosphate binding
Source: RefSeq, a predicted model, not a curated record